This is a messenger RNA of Schistosoma margrebowiei, 593 nucleotides long. The record is from the annotation of a GenBank genome assembly. NCBI's taxonomy places the organism in Eukaryota, Metazoa, Platyhelminthes, Trematoda, Strigeidida, Schistosomatidae.
CUAUUAUUAAAAGUACCCCCCAAAACAAACACACUGCCCGCACACGUAUGAAUGAUUCAUUUGCUUUUCUUUUUUAUUUCGAAUCAACAAAUAUUAAAAACUGGUUUCCUAUCAUGAUUUCAGUCUAUUAGUUCCUUACAUAAUUAAUUGUACAAUUAUGAAUACCUUUAUACAAUAUUGCUUAAUUGUGCUGUUUAUAAUAACUACCAUUGAAAUAAAAAAUAUUCGAGGUGCAUUCAAAAAGAAACCCCCUACAACAUUUGUUGUUGUGGACAAUUCGUAUGUUGAUCAUAUAAUCAUACAAUGUGAAUUUAAUAGGUAACUAGGACUUCAACAGAGAGAUUCAUGAAACUUGUAAAACAUUGUUUUACCAGUUUCAGCACAUGGAUGGUUCUUUUAGGAUAAUCUAAUGAUUAAUAUCAUUCUCGUUAAAAUGAUAUUUGUAUUUUAAUAAAACAUUUUACAAUCAAAAUGAAUGGGAUUUUCUUCCAAUUUCAGGGCUCCUAGUAACUGUGUUUAUUCUUGAUGGGAGAAUAUAUUCAUAUCUGUAAUAUCAACACAUCUUGAAUCCCUUUUUGUCGGAGAAAAAAAAG